Pieris brassicae (large cabbage white) is the source of this 6195-nucleotide messenger RNA. RefSeq names its product protein boule-like (gene Boule). The coding region runs from base 274 to 1035 and encodes 253 amino acids. The record is from RefSeq and is a predicted model, not a curated record. Gene Ontology annotation, molecular function: RNA binding. The transcript is spliced from 4 exons. Lineage: Eukaryota; Metazoa; Arthropoda; Insecta; Lepidoptera; Pieridae.
UAGCGGGCGACAAUAGCUCAAAUACUAUUUUUAGGCGCGUAUCGCUAAAAUCUUAAGCAAGACCCUUAUCUUACCUUGUACCAACAUCUUGUUGAAGUCAGUUGAUGCGUACCGCACGGCGCAACUCACAACCUAUACGUACGGUAUAGCCUUAAAAAUCGAUAUUCCGCGCUUUAGGCCAGUACUCGUUCACCCUUCAAUAGUGCCGUUUUAGUUAUCGCUAGAAAAUUGUAGUUUAGUAAACAAGGGAACAUGUUUUAAAUUAAAAUUAAAAUGGAAGGUAAUUCGAAGCGUUAUAUUAGGAGUGAGUCCGCAAGUUGUGCCCAUAUGGUUGAGGAAAACACUGCGAAUAACAGAAAGAGCGCUGAUCCUCAUGAGAAGCUGAAGGCUCUGUUGAACUCCCCGGAAGAGGAUACGGAUGACACCCUGCCACCAUCUGAUGCACCCAAGUUCGGAACCGUUAUUCACAAUAGAAUUUUCGUCGGCGGAUUUUCAUUGACCACGACAGAUGAGGAUUUGUGGAAAUUCUUUUCUGGGUUCGCAACGGUGACAGCUGCUCGAGUGAUCUACGACAGGGCAGGGGUCUCCAAAUGCUAUGGCUUUGUUACGUUCGCCAGUCCGCGGGUCGCAAGGCUGAUUGUCAAACAGAGCGGUGGUGUCAUGUUUUCUCCCCUUGGACGGCUUAGAGUAGCUCAGGCAGUAAGAAAACAGUUAACUCAACUACCAGUGAUCAGCUCCGAGGCAACUCAACUGCAGGCACCACUGCACUGCUACCAGUUGAUCUGCCCACCCUUGGCGACGUUGCCUGCGUGUGCGCCUUGUGAGAUUCCCCCACCAUAUGCAGUAUAUCCUCUGCCCUAUGAAAGGCACAAAACCUUUCCAGCGGCACCAGCCAUCUAUGGACCACCAGCUCAAUUUGCGCUACUCCCGGCUCCUGCGCAGUACGGCGCGUGUUGCGAACCAGCGUGCUGUGCGCCUCUCGACAAACAGCCCCGCAUACCGCCGCCACCACUUCACCCGGCAUUCAUUUAUUAACUUCCCUCGAAUCAUGUAUAGCAUAUAGUUAUUUUAACAAUUAAAAUCGCGUGUCUCUUAAGCUUUUACGACUAAAUUAUUCUGCAGAUUCUGUAUAACAAAAGUCGCAAGAGGUGGACACCUCAUAGAUAUUUUAGGUUUGUAUAUUAUAAGUUAUAAUUUAAUAAUCUUAAAUUUCUGUAUUCUGCAUAUACUGUAUUACUGAAUUCAUUUAGAACCCUUGAUAUGUAUCCUAUUUCAGGGGAACGUAGGUAAUUCACGUAUCUUUUACAGUCAUUCCUUCGAGUCUUCCAAAGUUUAUAUGCUCAAAUAUUGUUUGUUCGCUACAUUAUAGUUUCAAUUUACAAUGCAAAGGCGUGAAAAGCUGCGGCAUAGCUUUCGGACUCACCAGAAAAUUUAUUCGGUAGUAAAGUUGCAUUUUAUAAUACUGUUCUACUUAUAGAAUAUCUAUUUCUCUAAUACAAAGCCUUGGUUACAAAGGGUUAUAUGUGAUGGUAUAAAUCACCCUGAAGUAUGUCGUGCUGUGUCAUUUAUUAAUUAGCAGUGUACUUAAAAACAAUCAAUUAAUAAAGAAUUGAGUUUCUUUUACACAUUAAAUCAACCAACUAAACGAAAAACAGAUCUCAAAAGAUAUACUCUUUAAUGUUUUAAACGUUAGCCAGAAAUUUAAACAAGCUCCAAUAUUUGACAACGUGCACUGAUAAAUGAUAAUAUUUACUGUCAACUGUGACGUAGUUUUAUUUAUAUAUGACCUUAUUUUUCAAAUAUAUUUUAUUUAAUUUGGUAAGGGUAAGAUGCUAAGGAUGGGAUGUGAUUCACAAAGUGUUCAAGAGAUAGAAUUACUAUGGAGUGUGUUUUUGACAAUUUUGUCUUUAUUAGAGUGAAAUAAUAUGUGUAUCACAUUUCAAAAUUGUUGUUAAGGUAUUUAUGUACAAAUUGCUUCAACCGCACAACCGACAUUGUACUAAAACUGUAAUUGGAUUGACAUGAAAAUCACAAACGUGUUUCAAUUAAUUCAUUAUCAAUUCAUACAAUCCAAUUGCAAUUUGCGUUGUAAUUGUUGCAAUUGAGUCAGAUAAAUAUUAUUGUGUCGGACACUUUAGUAUUAUGUAAUUUAAAAUGUUUAUGUAAUGUUCAUGAUUAAAACGUAACGGCACUAUAUAUUUAUUAGCUGUCAGAUGAAACUAUAUAUAUAAUUUGAAAAGACAUAACUAUACUAAUAAAUGUACCAAUCUAAAAAUGAAGAUUUGCAUAAUUAAAGCACAAAUAAUAGCAGUUCUAGAAUUUUUCUAACAUUGUUGAUAGCUUGUUAUCCUUUUAAAGGAAUUUUAGUUAAUCCAUAGAAAUACAUUUGUUUGUUGUCCUAAGAUAGUACAGAGAACCUAUUUUUAAAAAUUUAGUUAUAUUAAAAUGAUUAUCUGGGGUCCAAAGUGUGAUAACAUCAAAUGAAUUCAGAUUAAAUUCACACACGAUUUCCACAAAUAGAUUUCUUGAAAAUAUUUUCGCGUUUCAUAUUUAGAUAACUAUGUUUCUGCAGCGUAAUCCUUAACAUUAAACAAUUGUCAAACAAAUCUGACAAUACAUAAAACAAAUUAUAUUUUUGCUUUAUCUAAAAUGAAUUACCUCAAAGAACACAUACAUUAAUUCUUGUCGAAUUCGAUUCCUAAUAACAACGAUUCUAAUUUCUCUCAAUGAUCGAAGUAGCAUUCUAUGAAUAUUAUAUUAUUUUACGCUCGUAUUGUUAUGUAAAACGGCACCGAAUAUUUAUCUUAUAAUCAAAUAUAUAUCAGUAUAUUAUGUAAUGAAACUAUCUUCUACUUGAGUGGACACUAAGCUUCAAUAAGUGUAGUGUAACUAAAACGCUGUCAAUUUACUAUUUUGGACUUGUACUACUAUAAUAUUUAGCAUUUAAGUAUAGCACUUACUUUAUGAUUUCUUAAAGAAAUGCACUGGUUUAUUUUCACUAAAUAUUUAACUUUUCUCGCCAUGUACGAUUUUAUUUAUAUCUUCAGCGUUAUAUACGUAAAAAUAUACUCUAUCGCUUGGAAUUUGCUAUAAAUAUAUGCCUCCUAUGUGUUCGUCAGCCAUUGUUCCCUAUUCAGUAGCGUCGGUAGUUGUCCUUCUGUCGGCAUAUAUUUAAAGCAUUAAUCUAUUUAAACUAUGUGGCCUAGAUAUUUACUGCCUGACAUAUCGGAUAAACUAGAAAGUACUACGCUAUAGUAUUUUAUUUGUUGUCUGUAUAUAAUCUUUCGCUAGAUAUCUAUAUUUAUAUAUUCGACGAAGUAAUUUAGACAAUAUUAAUGUAACCAAAUCUAGAUAUCUUGUUGUAAGUCACUUCAUUACUAUUAUAUUAAGCGCUUAGAUUAAUGUGAUGUCUAUCGUGGUUGUCAAAUUUAAACUUUUUAAACUAUUUCUACAAUAGUAUGAGCCUCUUGUUGUCGGUGUGAAUUUAAAUAUAUUUCGUAAAUGUCUAUUACCGUGUUGCUUGAUGUCGUAUUUCAACCUUUACAGAUCUCCUAUCAUAACUUUUUGACUCUUAAAAUUGUACAAUUAUUCAGCUUUAUCAUACUUUGUUGCUUUCACUUUAAGAUUGUUAACGUUGUUAUAAUAUAGAUCUCAUAGGUACGUGUUAUCAACAAUUUUGAAUUAAAAUCGCCGUCCUGUGACGAACAUCUUGGUCUGAGGCCCUUCGAGUCUUAAAGGUGACGUUUUUGGUGUGGAUUUAUCUUACCUUAACAAAAUAAACAAAUAAAUCUUAAAAUAUGGUUCUUACUCACAGAACAGGUAACAGAUAAAUUUUCACCAAAAACUGUUUUGUCUUAAGGCCCUGUUGUAGGUACUUUACACCGAUUCUAAUACAUGGAAUCAUAAAUCCGUCGAUAUUGAAGCGUAGAUAAUACAGGGACAAAGACAAUACAAUGACAAUGUGGUUGAAGUUGUGUUAGAGAGUACGGAAAGAGGAUUGUUCGUUACAUGUGCAAUUGUUUUGUUAAUUUAGAUGUCAACACAUCCUCUAAUUCUUAUUCAUUGCAGUAACAUUUAUCGGUAUUUUUAUAAUUGCUGCAUGUUAUAGAAGUUAUCAAAGAUGUGUGUGAAAGUAUUUGUAAAAUUGUUUCUAACCUGCAACACAACGUUGUUCAAUACCUCUUUACAUUCAAUCACUUUGUCUACUUGUGUUCUGUGAAUAACAUAUUUAUCAUACAGUUACAAGCAUUUAUUUCUUGGUUUAAUGGUGAUCUAUAAACAGUCUCUCUCAAUAAAAUGAGAAACAAAUUACCCAAACAAUUUACAGUUAAUUUGUAAUUUUGCAUUUACAAAUUUUCCGUGCAGUUUUAUCACGAGUAGCAAGUGAUUUAUUUACAUGAACCGCAUUUGAAUGUAAAUGAGGUUAUAUUUAGAAGGCUUUAUAUUUGUUAAAGUUUGUCCCCUACAUCAGUAAGAGUUUUUAUAUACCUUUACAAAUUUGUAGUCAGAUGUUUGGUUAUGAUCGUUUUACCCUGUUAGACGCUAUAUCGCUAAUUACUUUUCCGUGGGGCGUGACCCGUUAUAGUAAGUUAUAUAUCUCCAGUUUACUAUGAAACUGAACGAAAUUAAUAAACACUUACUAUAGGGGUAGUCCUAUCGAUCUGUUCGUAGUGACAUGUCAUAGCUGUAUUGUAACUGUUGACUACUUGUAAGAAGUCUAUUUUAAAUGCUACGCGUCGGUAACUGAUAUACGACCAUUUAGUCUGAUGUUUUAAAAUGAUAAUAAAAUCAACUAAAAUUUAUGUGUGAAUCUAUUUAUCUGUAUUUGUAGAUCUAUAUACGUAAUAUUCAUAAAAAUCUAAAUGUUAGAUGCUGGUGAAAGUAUUCCACAAAAUAUUCUAAGAUUAUAUUAUUAGAUUUAAUUAGAGUAAAUGCUAUGAAAAUGAAAUAUUAGCAAUGCAUACAGUGAUCAUAAUCUGUCAUUACGCACAUAAUAAUUAUUAUACGAAUUAUGAUAAGAGAAAUAUUUUCUAAAACAUCAUCAUCGAAUGUAUGUAGGAUUGUUGAUAGUUAUAUAUAAUUGUCUAGCUAUUAUAUGUGAUAUUGUUAUUGGAUUAAUAGAUAUUUAAAAGGCUAAUAUUAAUUCUAUAUUCUCCUUGUUGACUUUUGUGUAUUAGAAUUUAAGACAUUCUAUCAUAAGAGGUCAAGACAAGUGGGAUUGAUACUGGUGUGUAAAUUAUUCGUUUUUUCAAAAUCACUGGCUUUUCUCAAAUAAAAUACAAAUGGACUAAAAUACAUAAUUAAAGUCUCAGCUCACAUCUAGGCACAAUAGUCAUGACUAUAGUAAAAAAGAUACAUAUAACAGAUAAAUGAAAUUUUGAGUGCAUGAAUAAAUUUAUAUAAUGUAUUAUUUAAUGAGAAGUAGGAUUACUUUGAAAGAUCGAAUAUAUAUAUGUGUGUAUAGGCCGUAUGAAAUUGAAUAAGCAUCAAAAGACAUUUAUAUAAUUAAUGUAGAUACAUCGAUUUGCUCAAAAUUUUUGUUGUACCAUCCGAAUCAUUUUACCGACAUAAUAUAUUGAUUUCUAUAUCUAGUCCAGUACCCGUUAUACAUUGGAUACCAAACUCUAGAUAAAGAUGUAUUAUUUUUAUUAUUUUACCAAUAUUUUAAUUAUGUUAUGCACUUACGUACUGAUAAUAAACGCAAUCGUAGGAUCAGGUACGUGCUCGUGUCUGGGAUGCUGUUAACCAAUCACAAGCAAGCGAAACGCACCAUCGUUUUGUGUUUCGUUCACCUGCCUGGUCUGUGAAGGCCGUGCGUAAUAUUUUUUUUGCGAGCGUAUAAUUAACUUUAAUGAUAUUACAUUGAGCAUUUGCAAGCAGCUUUAGUUUGACGUAUGAUAUAUAUUUAUUGCCAAUUUAUCCAAAGGAUUUUUAACAUCAAAUUAUAUCGGUAAAUAUCCGUCAAUACAUUGUGACUAUGCUACUUUAGGUGAAAAUCACUUAAACUGGCUACCUCCGAAUAUAACCAUACAAUGAUACCGUAUAAAUUAUUUUGACAAAAUGGCAUGGUCACGUUCUUACCACGUAUCGCAAUAAACAAUGAAGUUCAUAUCAGAAUCGCAUCGAUAUACUAUAAUAUAGGUAUAAGUACAAUAAAUGAAGCAAUAACAAAUAAUGUACUGUAAUGUAGGUAAG